AGAGCGCUUCUGAUCCACAGAUAGUGGCUCCACUGACUCAGAUUUGACUCAGGACGCAAGCUCUAUCUGACAGACUAUUGUUCAACCACCGGAGUAUGACAGGAAGUAAUUACACACAUUCAGUGCGUUUGGCUUAUUGUGCACUGGAGAAAUUACCCAGGUUCUGGUGGAAGUGGGGUCACUUUAUUUACUGGACCGUUCAAUGAUGACUUCGUCUGCACAGCUCUAUCUGAUGGGAUGUCUGAUUCUGACUGUGGGGCUGGCUUUGGAUAUGGGGCCAAACCAAAAUGUGGAGUUUACAUUUAUGCUACCCACAAGCGGCACAGAGUGUUUUUACCAACCUACCACGACAGGUGACACCAUGGAGAUAGAGUACCAGGUUAUUGCAGGAUCCGGUCUGGAUGUUGGGUUUGCCUUGAUCUCACCCAGUGGUCAGCGGGUGGUCUCUGAGUUCAGGACAUCUGACGGCAUCCAUAUGGUGGAUCGUACAGAAUUUGGAGAUUACCGGUUAUGCUUUGACAACAGCUUCAGUAAGAUGUCUGAGAAGAUGGUGUUUUUCAAAGUCAUAAUUAACAGUCAAGGCAACACAUCUGGAGGCCAAGAGGAGUGGAUCGACUUCACUGUGACUGAAAGCGUGGCGGACUACAGAAUAGAAGAAAUCAGGAGAACAAUGGACUCGGUGUACCGGCACCUGGAGAAGACCCGUCAGGUCCAGGCUGUGCUGCGGGCCUUUGAGGCCAGGGACCGCUACUUGUUAGAGGACAACCUGUGGCGAGUGUCCUUCUGGUCCUGUCUGAACCUGAUGGUGAUACUUGGUGUGGCCGUCACUCAGACUUACACCCUGAGACGUCUCUUUGAUAAUACCAAGCGGGUCUGCACUUGACAGAACCAGCACAUUACUUUUAUCCCUCAUGGGAUAAUACGACAAAGAGAACUUUUUUACUUCUUGUUUUGUAAAUUUUGUAUUGAUAUUCCAUUGCAUCAUGUUGAUCUACAGAUCCUCGAUUUAGAGAUGCGGGUAAUUUGAGAAAUUAAAAUUGAAAGUGAAACCCAUAUUUUAGGGAGGUUUGUGAUGCAUUUUGAGAAGAUAAAAUCUGUUAAUUUGAUUACUGUGGCUCAUAGGUUAUGACCAAUGACACAGGCUUAAUAAAAUACAGAAAUAUCAAGUCUGACCACUUCACAGAGCUCAGACUCAAUGCUUAGUUGAGGUUCUUUUUUGUGAGUCACUGCCAUGUUGCUUGGAAGUGAUCACCCUGUUUGCUCCAAGGAUUUUGUGGGGGGUUUGUCAGGCCAGCUUGCAUUUGACCUAAAAUGAUGCCAGAUUUUUUAUUAACGUUUAGUUUUUCAAGGUUUGAUUUUACAGCGUUUUAUUUUUUAAUUCCAAAUCUCUUAGCUAUCUUCAUUUUAGCUGGCCCGUUUUACCUUGGGUUAGGGUUAGGGUUAGGCUUCAUAAUCGUGAAAGGAGACCUGAUACUUUAAACAGGUGCCAAGUCCUGCAAGAAAAAAAAAUAAGUAUCUCCCUGGAGGUAGAAGCUGGGGAAAGAAUGAACUGUUGUGAAAAGAACUGAAAAAUUGCUGUGUGGAUUUUGGUUAUGAGAAAACUCAGUGGACCAAUAGCAGCAGAUGACAUGACUUCCUAAAUCAUCAACUUUGGAAACGUCACAGUGGACUCAGACAGCUUUGAUUCUCUCCAAUUUUUCUCCACUCAGGGACCUUAAUUUCCAGAUUAAAUGUGGAAUUAAAUGUGCAUCGUAACAGUCCAGUUGUUUUUCACCUUAUGCCUCUGAUAUCAUCACUGGUUCAGAAGUGGCUAAAAACUGAAAAAGCUGAAACCUGUGUCCUAAAUAAAUCAGGGUGUUGAUACUUGAAAGUUUAGACCUGAUGACUCUCCAGGUCUCCUACAAAUUCAUGAUUGCUUCUUUUAACCACACUUCUUCCUUCCACUCAUUUUUCAUUAAUAGGAUUGGAUACAGAAACAACCACUUGUGGUGUCGUCAACCUCUCAAAUGUGUGUGUAGGUUACAAUUUUACAUAUACUUUAAGACAUAAUAAGGACACUAAAGACAAAGUAAAGCUUAUAACUUCAUGAAUUUGAAGUGCUAGACAAUAUAAUUUAAUUAUAAAAGCCCCAAUGUAUUGAUAUUUGUGAAUAUUGUCAAGUGAAUCUAGAAAGCCAUAAUUUGCUCCAAUGUUAUUUUAUUAAAUACCAUUAACAGUUUCAUUGAUAUCUUAAACUUUCAGAGAAAUCAUUUACAAAUAUUACCCUCAUUGGAUUAUCAUAGCUUGGCAAAAACAAACAAAAAAAAUCUGUUUAACAAACAUCAAAAUCAAACACUGGGAUUCAAUAAAGGAAGUUAAAUGUUCACAAAGAUGGCUGCCUUAUCAAUAUACGUCACCAUAUUUUGUUUUAUGUCUUUGUACUAAUUAACCAGGGUCCUUACAUUUUGAUAAUUAUUUUCAAGUGUAACAGCCAGUUUCUUGGACAAGAUUGCUUUGGCUUUAGAAAAAACAAAAGGUAUAUAUAUAUAUAUA
Molecule: messenger RNA, 2532 nt
Organism: Gambusia affinis (western mosquitofish)
Lineage: Eukaryota; Metazoa; Chordata; Actinopteri; Cyprinodontiformes; Poeciliidae
Gene: tmed1a
Product: transmembrane p24 trafficking protein 1a
Exons: 4
Coding region: 203-883 (226 amino acids)
Biological process (GO): endoplasmic reticulum to Golgi vesicle-mediated transport; Golgi organization; intracellular protein transport
Cellular component (GO): endoplasmic reticulum-Golgi intermediate compartment; endoplasmic reticulum; COPII-coated ER to Golgi transport vesicle
Source: RefSeq, a predicted model, not a curated record